ACCCGUCGAACAUGCGGCACAUGCCAAAGCAGACAAAGGUCCUCCAAAGUUGUUUUUAAUCUCAUUCGCAGUCCUCCCCUUGACCCCUUUGCCUGAUAUUUGGCCCUGUUCGAAUCGCUCUAGUGAGCUUGCCCUCCAAGCGCCGCUGGCCGAGCUGCGCCUACGGGUACUCGGCUUUCAGUUUUGGGUCCAACACUCUCACAAGCUGCCCUACCUCUCCGAGAACUGCCUGCAGGGUGCUCUACCUCUACGAGAAUCGCCUCCAGGAGUGCAGGGCCAGGUCCUGACGUGCAGUGUGGUUGCUAUCGUCCUCUCACAACCACCUCGGUCCUCACCGACGAGAUCACCUGCCCGUUUAUUGACGGAAGAGGAGAUUGUCACUGACAAGGAAGGCAGAGGCAUUAGCCACACCCGGAAGUAGCUAGUACGUAGUGCAUAGCAUAGCAUGCAAAACGUUGCCACACCCCCAUAAACGCAGGUCAGCCGAAAGCCAGCAAACCAGGUUGACCUCACGACAUCAACAUGGCCACACACGGCUAAUUAAUUACCUAGUUUGGAUCAAACCAUCCAAUUAGCAUACGUAGAUCGAUCUGUUACACCGUGGACAGUGGACUCGUACGCGUGCAAAUCUCUCUCGGGUCCCCCACGCAUCUCGAAACCCUACCUUUUCUUGCACGCACAGAAUGUGACGCACACGUACACGAUUACGUCCACUUGUUACUUUGUUAGUCAUGAAACAAUGCUAAAGAAAUCACAGUCCACUGUCACUUAAAAAUCAAAAUUACCUUAAUUUUCCAAAGGCUGAUUAAUUAGUUGGCAUCCAAUUAGACUUCCCUCGAGAUCUUACCCACAUCACCAGGCCGGCCCCACGUUUUCAGCCACUCGCGCUGUGCCACGUGUCACACACACGCCGGCCGCCGGUCCGAGUCCAAACAUUGGUUAGCGGCAGCCAGACGGCAAUUAGGCAGGGCGCGGGCGCUUUCCGGUCCUUUAAAACCGCAUGCUGUGCAACAAAUGUUGCCGUCAGCAAGCCCCUUCGAUUUGACCUCGAGCUCCAGCUAUCCCCAUGCACAUGCAGCACCACGCUCUCAUGGCGGCCAUGCCAACCUCGGCUCUUGCGUCCGCAUUUCUCCUCUUCCUCUUCCAUGGUGCAAGCAGGACUCUUCUUGCGGGCGCGUCGUCAUCGGAGGCCGACCGCUCCGCGCUUUUAGCCUUCAAGUCCGGCGUGUCCGGCGACCCCAAGGGAGCGCUCGCCAGCUGGGGCGCCUCGCCUGACAUGUGCAGCUGGGCCGGGGUCACUUGCUCCGGCACCGUGGCGGCGGCGGCGCCGCGUGUCGUGAAAUUAGUACUAACAGACCUGGAGCUCUCCGGCGAGAUCUCCCCCGCUCUUGGCAACCUCUCCCACCUCAGGACACUCGACCUCUCCAGCAACCUCUUCGCCGGGAGAAUCCCGCCGGAGCUCGGGAGCCUCUCUCGGCUCAAGCGGCUGAGCCUCAGCUUCAACCAGUUUCAGGGUUCGAUCCCAGUGGAGCUCGCGUGGGUUCCAAACUUGGAGUACCUCAACCUCGGCGGGAACAACCUCUCCGGCCACAUCCCGGCGUCCGUCUUCUGCAAUGGCUCCGCCUUGCGGUACAUUGGCCUCUACUCCAACUCCCUCGGUGGCGAGAUCCCGUCCUGCCCGCUCCCCAACUUAACGUACCUCGUCUUGUGGUCCAACAACCUCGUUGGCGGGAUCCCCCGCUCGCUGUCCAACUCGACGAAGCUCCGGUGGCUGCUGCUGCAUUCCAACAUCCUCACCGGUGAGCUGCCGUCGUCCCACAUGUUCCGCGGCAUGGGGAGCCUCAAGUACCUCCACCUGUCGUUCAACUACCUCAAGAGCUCAAACAAUAAUUCGGACCUCGAGCCUUUCUUCUCGUCGCUGACCAACUGCACCGGCCUUGAGGAGCUCGGCAUCGCCGGGAACGACCUCGCUGGCACGAUUCCGCCGGUCGUCGGCCGCCUCUCCCCGGGACUCACGCAGUUGUACCUCGAGUUCAACAACAUCUCUGGAUCCAUUCCAACGGGCCUCCUCGGUCUCGCCAACCUCAGCAUACUAAAUAUCUCCCACAACCACCUCAGCGGCCCCAUCCCGCCGGGCAUCGGUGGGAUGCAGCGGCUCGAGCAAUUGCAUCUCUCGGACAACCUGCUCUCUGGCAACAUCCCGCCGUCGAUCGGCACGAUCCCAAGUCUCGGGCUCGUCGACUUGUCGCAGAACCAGCUCAUCGGCGCGAUCCCAGGCACGUUCGGCGGCCUCAAGCAGCUGCUUGUGCUCGCACUGCAUAACAACCAGCUCGCCGGCGCCAUUCCUGCGAGCCUUGUUCAAUGCGUGAACCUGCAAAAGCUCGACCUCUCCCACAACAUGUUGCGAGGCAAGAUUCCGAGCGGAUUGUUGUCCGGAGGGUUAAGAGGCUUGGUGUAUGUGAACCUCUCAUGCAACCUCCUGGAAGGCCCGAUCCCGGCAACCAUCGGCGAGAUGGCGGCGCUGCAAGCACUCAACCUUUCAUCCAACCGGCUCUUCGGCUCGAUCCCCCCGGAGCUCGGUGGCUGCAUCGCGCUCGAAUACCUCGACCUGUCAGGCAACACGCUGGAAGGUGUCUUGCCGGAGACUGUUGGGAGGUUGUCGGCUUUGCAAGUCCUUGACGUGUCCCGUAAUUUCCUCACCGGCUCGUUGCCUCUGUCCUUGGUGCACCUGCCAAAGCUGCGGCGUGUCAACUUCUCCUACAACGGCUUCUCUGGCGAGGUCCCAAGCGGUGGCGCCUACGCUUGGUCCCCGGCGGAUGCAUUCCUCGGCAACACCGGGCUGUGCUUCACGGGGAUGAUGACGAUGCCCGGCUUGCCUCAUUGCGGCGGGCGUAACCGGCGGGCGGUGUUGCCCGUGGUCGUCACGGUGUUGUGCUUCACGUUGGCUAUCCUCGGGAUCACCGCAUGCAGUGCCAUGGCAGCCGGGACAACGAUUCUGAGAGGAGGGGACGGGCGGCGGUCGACGACGACCCUGCUCUCUUACAGCGGCUACAGUGAAGAGCCGAGAGAUCACCCGAGGAUCUCGCACCGGGAGCUCUCGGAGGCGACGGGGGGAUUCGAGCAGUCGAGCCUGAUCGGGGCGGGGCGGUUCGGGCGGGUGUACGAGGGCACACUCCGUGACGGCACACGGGUCGCCGUCAAGGUGUUGCUGGACCCAAAGAACGGAGGUAGCGGUGACGUGUCCCGAAGCUUCAAGCGGGAGUGCCAGGUGCUGCGCCGGACGCGGCACCGGAACCUGGUGCGCGUGAUCACCACAUGCAGCGCGCCGCCGGACUUCCACGCACUCGUACUCCCGCUCAUGCGCAACGGCAGCCUCGAGAGCCGCCUCUACCCGCACGACGGGCGCCUGGUCCGUGGCCUGAGCCUAGCCCGGCUCAUGAGCGUUGCGAGCGACGUCGCCGAGGGGAUGGCAUACCUGCAUCACUACGCGCCCAUCCGCGUCGUGCAUUGCGACCUCAAGCCCAGCAACGUGCUCCUCGACGACGAAAUGACAGCCGUCGUGGCCGACUUCGGCAUCGCCAAGUUGCUCAAGGAAGACAACGACAACGACGAGUUCACUGGCUCUGAUGCUGAUCCGUGCAACUCCAUUACCGGACUGUUACAAGGCUCUGUCGGCUACAUGGCACCAGAGUACGGAUUGGGAGGCCGCCCUUCGACACAAGGCGACGUCUACAGCUUUGGCGUGAUGCUGCUGGAGUUGAUCACGGGGAAGCGCCCGACGGAUGUGAUCUUCCACGAGGGGCUCACGCUGCACGAUUGGGUCAGCCGGCACCACCCACACGAGGACGCCGCCGUCGUCGCGCGGUCGACGUCGCUGACGGAGUCGCCUUCGGCGUUGCCGGCGGACGCCAUGGCCCAGCUGAUCGACCUCGGGCUCGCGUGCACACAACACUCGCCGCCGGUGCGGCCGACCAUGGUGGAAGUGUGCCGCGAGAUCACGCUCCUCACGGAAGACCUCGCCAAGCACCCGAUGGCGUCGGUAACGGCCAGCGAGGGGUCGUGCACCACCAUGUAUUCGUCUUUCUGACAUGAAGUUUCGAAUUCAAAGUGUAACAUUUGGUUUUGUAGCCUUUAGACGUACAUACAUGGUGUACGAUACACGAUGCUAGCAAUCAUGCAGUGAGCUACUCCUUCUGAUUCAUAAUAAAUGUUUAAGAUUUUGUAUUAACUUGGUAUAAAGUUGUACUAAAUGUAAAACACUUAUAUGGA
Molecule: messenger RNA, 4269 nt
Organism: Brachypodium distachyon (stiff brome)
Lineage: Eukaryota; Viridiplantae; Streptophyta; Magnoliopsida; Poales; Poaceae
Product: putative leucine-rich repeat receptor-like serine/threonine-protein kinase At2g24130
Exons: 2
Coding region: 1067-4087 (1006 amino acids)
Biological process (GO): protein phosphorylation
Molecular function (GO): protein binding; protein kinase activity; ATP binding
Source: RefSeq, a predicted model, not a curated record